This is a messenger RNA of Exophiala mesophila, 2444 nucleotides long. RefSeq lists its product as uncharacterized. Lineage: Eukaryota; Fungi; Ascomycota; Eurotiomycetes; Chaetothyriales; Herpotrichiellaceae. Gene Ontology annotation, molecular function: GTPase activity; GTP binding. Gene Ontology annotation, cellular component: endomembrane system. Gene Ontology annotation, biological process: intracellular protein transport. The transcript has a single exon. The record is from RefSeq and is a predicted model, not a curated record. The coding region runs from base 483 to 1451 and encodes 322 amino acids.
AACUUUUUCACACACCUGCGACAAUCAAUCGCAUCAUCUCUUCACACCCUCGACUCCUCGGACCAUUCGGCCGACUGCGACGUCUUUCUUCAUUUCGUCAUCUUCAUCUCUCUAUUUCACUGUCUUCUGUCUCCUUGUCCCUUCUUUGGUCGUCCUUUGGCUUCUUGUUGGAAUCGUGUGCGUUUGCCCAUAGAGCUGACUCUUGACUACGCGACAAACCCGACAGCUGCUCAUAACUAACCGGGACCCCGCCUCCAUCACUCACAAUCUCCAGGUGACUCACAUCAAACGCAGGCGUCCGAUUCACAUUACACUGCGCCGCUGGCCUUUUCGCGACCACCUGCGACCGUUGUCCAUUCCAUUCCACUUGCACAGCCAUCAAGAUGAAAUAGAAUCAAAAUAUAACAAUCACAACCAGAAUCUCAAAAGAUCCAACACCUUCCUACUUUCUACAUUUUUCAUACUUUCUCCUCAUUUCCACCAUGAAUACCGCUCCCCCCAUGGUUACUACCACUGCCCCCCAACCGAUCCCCGCCACAUCUAUCGAGGCCAAGCUCGUCGUGCUGGGUGCUCAAGGCGUAGGGAAAACCUCGCUGGUCUCGAGAUACAUCAACCCUAAUGCACCGUUGGCCAAGAAUAUCCAGUCCACCAUUGGUGCGUCCUUUGUGACCAAACGCAUCACAGACCCCGACACGGCCACCACGGUCCGGCUGCAGAUCUGGGAUACUGCCGGUCAAGAGCGCUUCCGAAGCAUUUCCCGGCUAUACUACCGAGGAGCCAACGCAGGCUUAUUGUGUUAUGAUAUCACCAAUGAAGCCAGUUGGGAGGAGAUGAAGACGUGGUUAGCUGAGAUGAGGGAAAAUUGCGCCGCUGGAGAUGAUGCCAUGCCCAUUAUCCACGUGGUGGGCACAAAGUCAGACAUGGUGGCCGAAGACCCAUCUUGUCGCCAAGUCACCUUUGAGAGAACAAUCGCCUAUGUGGCUGAACAAUUAGGUGGAGUCACCGCUGCUCAAAGCACCAGUUCCACCCCUCCAAUGAGCAUGAAACCCGGCAACUUGGCCGCCAUCAACAGCCCAGACUCAACACGAAGUUCUGGUUUCUGGAACCAGGACAUUGGCUGGGACAGUUGUCAUGAAGUCAACGCAAAAGACGGCGAAGGCAUCGAAGAAGUCUUUCGAGUCAUUGCCAGGAAAUUAAUCGACCAGAAACACCAAAGAGACGCAGCCGAUCACGCCCGUAUCCAAGAUACCCCGGGUUAUCGGUCUGAGCAUGGCGACGAUUACUUUGCCGGACCACACGGCCAUUCCGGCAGUUUUAGAGUCGGCUACGGCGACAAGAGGAGAAGUUGGUUAGGCCUGCCAAGUGUCGGCCUACCUGGUGGUAGUGACUCUGAUGGGUUUACCCGCACCUGGGACCCAGAAGAGGCCAAACGAAGGGGAAGAUGUUGUUAGCAUCGAGGUAUGAGGUAUCGGUAUCGGUAUCGGUAUCCUCGAUCCCACCUCCCAUCGCCCGCCUUCCCCCUUUUUCUCUCAAACACCUCGACUCUAGAAGAAGCCGAGGAUAAUUAUCCCACGCAUUUUUCGGGAUAGGAUAGUCUUUUGAUUACGAAGGGUUUCGGUUUCGGAAAUACCCAUACCGAUUACCCAUAAGCACGGCGUUUACGGCCGACCUUGCCGAUUUGCGAGGUCAUGUUCAUUUUUCAUUCUUCACGAAACGGAGAAUACAGGUCCACCUUUUUGAGAAACCAGGAUCGGGCACAAGGGCAUCUUUUUUUUACUUUACAUUGGGAUGGAGUUUCAUAUUGAAGUCAAUUGUCCACUUGGGAGCUAGUUUUCUACAAGCUCAGAUCAUCAUCAUCACUAUUGUUCAUGCCCCAUGUCCAUGGGGCAGACAUACACAAAGACACGAGGGGAUAUCAGAAUUUCCCCCCUCUUCACGGACAGAUUACAGAAUAAAGGAUUACUGGACUGCGUGGGUGGGUGAGUGGGUGGGUAGGUGGUACUGGAUGAAGACCGGCAGGCAGGCAGGCAGGCAUGCGAGACUUGGUUGACUUCAUACAUGUGUAUGUGUUAAAGGUAUGUGUAUUUUGUUAUGGGCAUGACUGGAAGGGGAUGGAAGGAUGGUUAAAGGUUUAGCAUAACGGGGUACAUCAACAUGCAUGGCAUAGGACAGGACAGACAGGACAAGUACCUAGUUUUCAUCAUCUAGCUAGCUAAUGCCUUAUUCCCAGGACAUGGAUAUGGAAACGGCUACAGAUGCGCGUCUGAGUCCUGUCUAGGUAGGUCUGAAUCCAAAACCAAGUCUGACCUACUUAGUAGCUAUGCGUAAUAAUGUACAAAUAUAGCAAACGUAGUACUAUAGGUAAGUAUGUAGUAAAAAAGAAUGGUGAUUGAAAUAAAAGUAGGUAAGCAUGGGAGAGAGAUGACAAUGGUGAUGUUGAUGAU